Molecule: messenger RNA, 2669 nt
Organism: Urocitellus parryii (Arctic ground squirrel)
Lineage: Eukaryota; Metazoa; Chordata; Mammalia; Rodentia; Sciuridae
Gene: Ptpn18
Product: protein tyrosine phosphatase non-receptor type 18
Biological process (GO): protein dephosphorylation
Cellular component (GO): cytoplasm; nucleus
Molecular function (GO): non-membrane spanning protein tyrosine phosphatase activity
Source: RefSeq, a predicted model, not a curated record
AUGAGCCACAAUUUGGACGCGGCGCGGAGCUUCCUGGAGCAGCUGGAGGAACAGAGCGGCCUGAAGGGGGAGGUUCUGGCGGUGGAGUUCAGUGACAUCCUAGUCCGCUCAGCUGCCUGGAAGGCUGAUGGGGUGCGCUCCACCGAGGUUGGCAGUCGGCCAGAGAAUAUACAGAAGAACCGCUACAAAGAUGUGGUGCCAUAUGAUCAGACGCGCGUGAUCCUCUCCCUGCUCCAGGAGGAAGGGCACGGCGACUACAUCAAUGGCAAUUUCAUCCAGGGCGCAGAUGGAAACCUGUCCUACAUCGCCACGCAAGGACCCCUGCCUCACACUCUGCUAGACUUCUGGCGCCUGGUCUGGGAGUUUGAGAUCAAGGUGAUCCUGAUGGCAUGUCGAGAGACAGAGAAUGGGCGGAAAAAGUGUGAGCGUUACUGGGCCCAGGAGCACAAGCCAUUGCAGAUUGGGUUUUUCUGUAUCACCCUGACAAAGGAGACACAGUUGAAAGCAGAUAUCAUUCUUAGGACCCUUCAAGUCACAUUCCAGAAGGAAUCCCGUUCUGUACACCAGCUGCAAUAUAUGUCCUGGCCAGACCGUGGGGUCCCCAGCAAUCCUGACCACAUACUUAUCAUGGUGGAGGAAGCCCGUCGCCUCCAAGGAUGUGGUCCGGGGCCUCUCUGUGUCCACUGCAGUGCUGGCUGCGGGCGGACAGGAGUCUUGUGCAUUGUUGAUUACGUCAGACAGUUGCUCCUGACCCAGAUGAUUCCACCUAACUUCAGCCUCUUCAACCUGGUCCUCGAGAUAAGGAAGCAGCGACCAGCAGCCGUCCAGACAGAGGAGCAGUACAGGUUCCUGCACCACACAGUGGCUCAGAUGUUCUACUCAGCACUCCAGACCACCAGCCCCCACUACCAGAACCUCAAGGAGAAUUGUGCCCCACUCUAUGAUGAUGCCCUCUCCCUCCGGACUUCUCCAGCCCUUCUUGCCUUACCCCGCCCACCAAGUGGAGUGCUCAGGAGCAUCUCGGUGCCCGGGGCCCCUACUGUCCCCAUGGCCGACACCUAUGCUGUAGUGCACAAGCGCCGGGCCCCCGCGGGCGCCGGGCCAGUGGCGCAAAAACACAGCACCGAGGAGAAGCCACUCUACAGCCAGGUGAAGUCACGCACCCAGCGUCCCGGGGCACAGACAGAGGACAUGCGGGCUUCGCUGCCUGGCCGCGUUCCUGCUAAUCAAAGCCCUGCUGGGCCUGAUGCCUAUGAGGACGUGACAGAGGGAGCUCAGACUGGUGGGCUAGGCUUCAAUCUGCGCAUUGGAAGRCCAAAAGGACCCCGAGACCCCCCUGCUGAGUGGACCCGGGUGUGAGCUCUGCAUCCAUACCAACCUGUUUCUACAUGUGUGCUUGAACUGCUGCUGGCCACCACUCUGCUGUGGGAUAUGUUGGGGAUGGGAUGCUGGGUCUGGAUCCAAAUWAAAAUGUAUUGGGGUAGGAAUAUGAGGGUUUUGCUCCAGUGAUCAGCAGUCAAGACUUGAGGCUGGGUGACAGAGGUAGGAAUUAAUGCCUAGUGAGGCUGCCCUGAGAAGACCCUAAAAAGAACACUGGGAAUGGGCACCACCACCACCCAUUUCCCCCAGUUAUGAAGCCGAGAAUGGACAGAUGGACUGCCAGAGACUUCCCCUCUCACUGCAUAAUAGGUGGCCCAUCCUCAGUAUCUGAGCCUUCUUCACUCAAAGAGAUGGAUCCACCUCCAGAAAUGUGAAUGGAUCCCUAGCCAUUCAGACAUGUCCAAGCCAAGCCUAGCCACAGCCAAGAAGACUGACCCCAGACAGACAAGAAGAUCCCCAGACAAAUGGAUCACCAAUCAGACCCCAAAACAGCCAGACCUUCAGUGGGAUAAGUCCACUGAUGGACAAAUGGACCCUACUGAGAGAGACCAACCAACAGCCUGAGAGAUGAGUCUCAAGAGACCACUGAGCAGACAGAGCCCCUAAAAGACAGACCCCUCCACCAGCUAGACAGCCAAUGGUUCCUAGCCUGGUCAGAUACACAGACAUCUCAGCUAGACAGACCCUAACUCAACCCCUAGGUGGACAAACUGACUGACCAACCUCCUAGCUGGACAGAUUUCCAGUCAGAUAAACACCAGCCACACAAACAGAUCCUCGAAUGCACAAAUAUCGCAGUCAGCUUGCCAGACUUGCAGCUCUCCAGACAGAUGGAUCCCCAGCAGGCAGGAGGUCCCCACCAACACAGAACCCCCGUUUCAAUAGACACAUUGAUGUAGCUCCUGCUGGGCAGGCAACUGGGUGGACGUUUGUUAUGUUUGGACAUGAUAUGUUCCUCAAAAGCUCCUGUUAAUGCAGGAAUAUUCAGAGGUAAAUUGAUUAGAUGGUAAGAACUGUGAUCUAAUCAGUCCAUCCUAGAUUGAAUAGACUGACUAGAUUGCAAUUGUAGACAAAUGGGGCUGUGGCUGGAGGAGGUGGGUCAUUGGUGGUGUGCCCUGGAAGGGUUGUUCUGCCAGUGGCCCUGCCUCUCUCUGCUUCUUUCUGCUUCCUGACCCUGCCAUGAGCUGAGUAGCUUUCCCCUGUUGCUCCCUUUCCCCAUGAUGUGUUGCCUCACAUUGGACCCAGAGCAAUGGAGUCUGCCAUCUGUGAACUGAGACAUCUGAAAACAU